UAUGAUGUCAUUCAGUCGGCAUGAUGACAUGUCUUCGAAUAGGUCCGAUCACAACAGACUUGCUUUUAAUGCUGCGCAAUGCAUUUCGCAUUUGUUGGAAGAGUUUUCUAUUCCUGAUUCCUACGCAAACAAAGGCCCAAGUCACCAUGGCAACAAACAGCACAAGGAUUUUCAUGGUCGGGGAUGUCAUGCUUGGGCGUGGCAUUGAUAUGAUCCUGCCGCACCACAAUGACCCUAAACUCUAUGAGGGAAAUGGUCUGGAUGCAUGGGGUUAUGUCACACUAGCUGAAGAACAGAAUGGGCCUAUCCCUCCCGCAAACCAAAGAAGUGUGGGGUAUAUCUGGGGGGACGCACUUGAAAUCCUUGAUCAAAAGCGACCUGACAUUCGGAUCAUUAACUUGGAGACUUCAGUAACAACAAAUAGUACUCCAUGGCCUAAAGGGAUCCAUUACAGAAUGCACCCAAAGAAUAUGGAAGUCAUCAAGCUGGCUAGAAUUGAUUGCUGCAUUCUUGCAAAUAACCAUGUUGUAGAUUGGGGAUUUGUGGGAUUGAAGGAAACUUUGUCAACUUUGACUGAAGCCAACAUAAAGUAUUCUGGUGCUGGUUAUAACUUGACCGAAGCCUUUUCACCUGCAGUAUUUGAUGUUAAGGGAAUAGGGCGUGUCUUGAUAUUUGCUGCUGGGCAUGACUCUAGUGGGGUACCUGAUUCCUGGAAGGCAACACCUUCAAGGGAAGGUGUGAAUAUUCUACAAGUUGAAGACACCACAAAAUCAGUGAAGAAGUUGCAUGAGGGUGUAAUGAAGGUGAAGAAUGCCAAUGAUAUUGCUGUGUUGUCCAUUCACUGGGGUGGAAACUGAUUUGAGGUCCCUGAGAUUUUUCAAAAGUUUGCACAUGCAGCUAUAGAUGAUGCAGGUAUUGAUAUAAUAUAUGGGCACUCGUCUCACCAUGUCAAAGGUGUAGAAGUCUACAAAGGCAAACUGAUUAUCUAUGGUUGUGGUGAUUUUCUGAAUGAUUACGAGGGCAUCACAGGGUAUGAGCACUUUAGAGAUGACCUUGCUUUGAUGUAUUUUGCUGAUGUGGACUUAGCGUCUGGCAGGCUUAUUGGGUUACAGAUGGUGCCAACACAAACCAAGCACUUGAAGGUUAAUCAUGCCCCAGAGGAAGGCGUUGAUUGGCUUGUGAAGACAAUGGGCAGGGAAUGUCACAAGUUGGGUACUGAGGUGAAGAGAGUUGGGAAUGAAAUUCAUGUUGUGAUGGUUGGAUCUUAGAUGUGCCUCACAACGAGAUGAAUGUUAGAUUAUAAAUCAGCUGACUAUGUAAGGUUAGGAAGGUCGCAAGGGCUUGCCACGGUCACCCCUUACCCCUUAUGAAAACUUUUACAAAACGGUCUUUAGUGUUGUUUGUUAUGUUCUCCAGAUGUUAUGUCUUUUCCGGUAAUACCUCCAUCAGAACAUCUUUGCUCUACCAUUAUAAUAAUAACCAGUCCCGUGCCCAGGACUUUGGGGGGGGGGGGGGGGUGCGAUCAAAAGAAGUGGACCUAAGUGGACGGGGGGGGGGGGUUCUGAUAAAAAUUGACCUCCCCUGCACGUUCAUUAUCAGAUUUAGCUGCAAAAAAGUCUGGCUUAUAGAUACAUACCAGAGACAUACCAGAGUGAUCUAGAAUACCCUUUGCUUAUCUAAUCCGCUUAUACUUUAUAGUUUUGUCUACAAACAACACGUCUAUUGCGAACUGGAAGUUGACUUUCUACUGUGUGUGUGUAGGGGGGGGGAUUACCGGCCUGAUACCUACUUUAUUCAGCAAUCUUGAAAAUUCAAAAAAGGCAAAAGAGUAAAGGUAAAGAAAAGAAAAAGAAUCAUAAUAAGGUGGAAAAAAUAAAGGUUAUAAAACGUGAACAUGUUAUAGUUUCCUAGGUCACCUGGGUCCUAUUUUGUAUUUUGGUUGAAUAAACAUUAAAAGAGAAAAAAAA
Messenger RNA from Nematostella vectensis (starlet sea anemone), 1967 nucleotides. Its product is annotated as probable polyglutamine synthesis accessory protein MT0602. The record is from RefSeq and is a predicted model, not a curated record. NCBI's taxonomy places the organism in Eukaryota, Metazoa, Cnidaria, Anthozoa, Actiniaria, Edwardsiidae.